Molecule: messenger RNA, 218 nt
Organism: Bactrocera tryoni
Lineage: Eukaryota; Metazoa; Arthropoda; Insecta; Diptera; Tephritidae
Exons: 2
Coding region: 1-216 (71 amino acids)
Source: RefSeq, a predicted model, not a curated record
AUGAACAAAUACUUGGUGUGCUUUGCUCUCUUUUUGGCCGUCAUCUGCUGCCUGUCCUUGACAGAGGCCGCUCCAGCUCAUGAAGAGCUGCUCGAUUGGCAUACCGCUAUUGAAAAGAUAAUUGCGGCUUAUGAAAGAAAGUAUCCCGGACCAUCGAAAAUCUACCCACCAGAGGUCGCUCACGUGGUCGAUCCCAAGAACCUGUACCUCGCUUAGUU